AUGCCCUCACCUUCUAGCGCGUCCAUGUCCUCGCACUACAAUUCCAUGCAGGUGUUUGGUACCCAGAUCAGUCACAAGCUCGCUACCGUCAGCAACUAUGGCAAACCUAGUGUUGAUAUCAUCCUGAAUAACAGCCAUGGCACCCACGGCGAGUAUGUCACGAGCUACUCGACCAUGGACACCAUUGAGGGGACCGUCUCCAUCAAGGCCGAUAAGGAUACCCGUUUUGAGGAGCUCGAGAUAUCUUUCAUAGGCCACAGCACAGCAUUCGUCGACAGACUGACAGCAACACCCUCCGUGACCGGUCGCACUGAAGCAACCCACCGCUUCCUGACCCUCAAGCAGCCCAUCGACGAAGCAGAUCUACCAUGUCCACGCAAACUGAUUGCCGGAAAGACAUACGAGUUCCCAUUCGCCUUCACUGUUCCACAGCAUCUUCUUCCUCGAGCAUGCGAACAUCAAGUAUCCAACGACCAUGUCCGCGCCAGCCACUUGAUGCUCCCACCUAGCAUGGGAGAUCCAGAUCUCGCUGGUUUCGGCGGCUCACUGCUCGAUGACCUUGCCCCUGACAUGGCGAGAGUCACCUAUUCCGUCAAGGCGCGCCUCACCCACCUCCGAGAAGCAGACAACACCAUCUCGACCCUCGUCUCCAAGAUGAAAAAGGUCCGCGUCAAGCCCGUCUACGAAGAGCAGCCUCCCCUCAAUAUCCACAGCUCCGACUCCCAGUACCGCCUGCGCGAGGAGAAGAAGAUCAAGAAAGGCCUCUUCAAAGGCAAACUCGGCACUCUCGUCGCCGAAUGCGCACAACCACGAGCCCUCGUCAUCCCAGGGGCCCGAACCGUGUGCGAGAAGCCCAUCAGCACUGUCGCGAAGCUGCACCUGCGAUUUGACCCAGCCGACGAAGACGCAACAGCAGCACCCCCUCGCCUUGGAUCCGUCACUUCGAAGCUCAAGGUCCAGACGUACUACGCCUCCGCGCCGCGACGCACUUUCCCGUCACGCGACACCAUCGGCUUCGACCUCACGCAAGGCGUUUACGUUGCCAAUGUCCCCCUUUCUACCCUCUGCAUCGGCUCCGCACAAUGGAAAAAGCAAUCUCCAUCCGCCAACCCGCCGUCCCCCGCCAACGCUCUUGACCGCCGCGACUCCGACGACUCAGGGAUCUCCGACUGCUCGGCCCUCAGCAGCACCUCUUCUCAUAACAAGGUGUCCGACAUCCCACAACCCAGCAAAUCCUACCGCGGCGGCUCCUUCUACACCGCAACCAUCAUCGUGCCCCUCACGUGCCCAGACAACAAAAACCUACUCCCGACUUUCCACGGCUGCAUCAUCUCCCGCGUCUACGCGCUCUCGCUGCACAUAUCCGCCUCCAAUGCGUCGGCCCUGCACCUCAAGGUGCCGAUACAGGUCGCGGCCGAGGGGAGCGAUACCGGGAAUGCGAAUGCGAUGGCCAGGAGCGUCGAGGAUGCGUCGGCGAGGGACGUGGAUCAUAUGUUUGUGCCGAGGAGGGUGGCGCCCCCGUCGAUGCAGACAACAAGGACGAACAGUGUCGCUACGACUGAUGUGGGCGAGGAUUUGCCGCCGCAGUAUGGGGAGUUUGCGAGUGGGUUUGGGGCGAGGGCUAUGGUUGUGGCGUGA
Aaosphaeria arxii CBS 175.79 is the source of this 1638-nucleotide messenger RNA. Its product is annotated as arrestin. Bases 1 to 1638 code for a protein of 545 amino acids. The transcript is spliced from 2 exons. The record is from RefSeq and is a predicted model, not a curated record. Lineage: Eukaryota; Fungi; Ascomycota; Dothideomycetes; Pleosporales.